Molecule: messenger RNA, 1554 nt
Organism: Gracilinanus agilis (Agile Gracile Mouse Opossum)
Lineage: Eukaryota; Metazoa; Chordata; Mammalia; Didelphimorphia; Didelphidae
Product: nuclear receptor ROR-beta-like
Exons: 10
Coding region: 157-1554 (465 amino acids)
Biological process (GO): regulation of transcription by RNA polymerase II
Cellular component (GO): nucleus
Molecular function (GO): nuclear receptor activity; RNA polymerase II cis-regulatory region sequence-specific DNA binding; zinc ion binding
Source: RefSeq, a predicted model, not a curated record
AAAGAAAAUGGAGGCCCUGAGCCCCUGAGAAGGGUUUCCUUCCAGUCUCACUGGUUUUAAGAAGAAACGGGAGGAUUUGAACCCAGGUCUUUAGACUGCAAAUCCAAGGCUCUUUCCAGCACCCCUCUCAUUCCAGUAGCUUUAGCUUCUUGGAACAUGAGGGAGCCCAGGCUGAAGUCUCUGAGUACAUCUGUCUCUCAGAUCGAAGUGAUUCCCUGUAAGAUCUGUGGGGACAAGUCUUCAGGGAUCCAUUAUGGCGUCAUCACCUGUGAAGGCUGCAAGGGCUUCUUCCGACGGAGCCAGCAGAACAACGCCAGCUACUCCUGUUCCCGACAACGUAACUGCCCUAUUGACCGCACCAGCCGAAAUCGCUGCCAGCACUGCCGGCUACAGAAGUGCCUAGCUCUGGGCAUGUCACGAGAUGCGGUCAAGUUUGGCCGGAUGUCCAAGAAGCAGAGGGAUAGCCUAUAUGCAGAAGUGCAACGACACCAGCAGAACCAGGAGGCAGGACAGUCCCUGAAUGGCAGUGGCCUAAUCCCCAGAGAUGGCCCCAAUAUGACCAGUAGCCUCUCUGACCUGGACCACCUGUCAGGCUUGCCAGAUGGGCUGCUCUUUGACAUGCCACUCAGCCCAGAGGAGACAGAAGCCAACAACACUGCCUCAACGUACUAUGCUCUGGACCUGCUGGGUUCUGCCCAGUCAUCACCAGAGCCAACAUGCCUGGAGGCACUGUAUGAGAUGGGGCUGGACCCUGGUGUCCUGGUGCACAGUGGAACCCCUGGGAUCCUGCCUGAGGGUGAUAUUGAGCGAGUGGCCCAGAAUGUCAUCAGGUCCCACCGGGAGACCUGUCAAUACACAACAGAGGAGCUAAAGCGGUUGGCAUGGGCCCAGCACACCCAGGAGGAGCUGUGCAGCUUGCAGGCAAAGCCUUGUGAGGUUCUAUGGCAACAGUGUUCGCUCCAGAUUUCCCAUGCCAUCCAGUUCGUGGUGGAAUUCGCCAAGCGUAUCUGCGGCUUCAUGGACCUUGACCAGAAUGACCAGAUCAUCCUACUCAAAGCAGGUUGCCUAGAAGUGCUGCUUAUCCGAAUGGUUCGGGUUUUCAAUCCUCUGAAUAAUACUGUGCUCUUUGAUGGCAAGUUUGGAGGAAUCCAGAUGUUCAAGGCCUUGGCCUGUGAUGACUUGAUUGGGGCCAUCUUUGAGCUGGAGCGGGGCCUGUGUCGACUACAAUUGUCAGAUGAGGAAAUAGCUCUGUUCACAGCAGCUGUCUUGUUGUCUCCAGACCGUCCCUGGCUCCUUGAGGCAAAGAAGGUACAGAAUCUCCAGGACCAGAUUUUCCUUGCCUUGCAGCAUGAGAUCCAGAAGCAGCCUUCUCCAGAGGACAGACUGUCCAAGCUCAUCUCCAAGUUGCCCCUGUUGAAAACCAUCUGCCGUUUGCACCUGGAUAAGCUGGAAUGUUUCCGCCUCUUGCAUCCAGAAACAGCUCGUCUCUUCCCCCCACUCUACAAGGAAGUUUUCAACACUGAGCUUCAGUACAGCAACCUCCGGGAGAGCUAG